Molecule: messenger RNA, 1215 nt
Organism: Cylindrotheca closterium
Lineage: Eukaryota; Bacillariophyta; Bacillariophyceae; Bacillariales; Bacillariaceae
Source: the annotation of a GenBank genome assembly
AUGGACACAGAACUUGAAAAAAAGUUGUUAAGCCUCGACAUCAAUGGCCAGAGAGCCGAAAUACGAUCCCUCCUGUUAUCGGUUGAGACAGAUCUUGACCUGGCUGCUGACGAACCAUAUGGAAAUGCUGAUCAAUCCAUCAUUCUGAAAUCCAAGGAUCGUGAUCUUUGUCGAGAUCUCUUUGCCAUUGGCGGUGAUGUUAAUGCGACUGGAAAUGCUUAUGCUUUUUCGUCCUUUGGCCUGAAUUGUAUGGCAGGUGAAUUUUUGUAUGUUCAAUAUUGGCUGGAGGAGAUUUGUGACGGGGUGACACAGCCGUUGAGCAGAUCGGGACGUCUCAGGAAGGUGUUGGAAUCUCGAGAAACAUCCCUUCGAUUAAGCCCCUUGCUCUUGAUGGUGUCAGCAGGGAAGACUUUUCCUAAACAGCAACAGCUCCGAGUUGCUAAACUUUUGCUCCGUUAUGGAGCAAGUCCAGAUGCCAAAGAUGUCUUGGGCAAGACUGUGGUUCACUACGGAGCCGGAGCUCUUGCAACUCCCAUGAGCAUGGAAAUUGCUGACAUGUGUAUAAAAGCGGCCGAAAGCUCAGACAGGUAUGGUAAAAGUGCCAAACUAGAAGGUUUAGAAGACGCUGCCAUGAAUGGAAAGAAAGGGUGGGUUGGCGGUUUCGACGUGGAUUCGGGACGACGGGGGAUCUACAUUCCUGAAUUGAAGAAGGAAAUAUGGGUGAAGCCAAGCAAUCUUCGGAUCACCACUAAAACAGUCGAGCCGGAUCCAACGUCAAACCUCAGUGGAAAAGAGGCCGUGCUGGAGGGACUGAAGGAUGAUAAAAUGAAUGGAAAGGAAGGAAUUCUCGGCAAAUAUGAUCCCGAACAAGAACGCAGAUCCAUAUUUAUUACUGAAUUGAAGAAACAGGUGUGGGCAAAGCCCGUGAACAUUCGGCUUUCCAAAAACAAGCCAAAGCUUACCGAUGUAAAAGACCGAUUUGGGGGUGUUUCCCUUCACGAAGUCGUGAUGGGCAAUCGGGUCGAUGUCGCAGAGUUUCUCUUGCAAACCCACGGGACAAGUAUCCACACAAAGGAUGCGGAUGGGAUAUCGCCCAUGACGAUGACUAUGGGUGAUAGAAUAUUGUGGAGAACCCAGGUGGGCAAAAUGAUAUCGAUAAUUGCCAGGGCCGAGGCUGCCGCAGGGCGCAUGGAGGCCAAGAAGACUAAGAAGUAA